Messenger RNA from Urocitellus parryii (Arctic ground squirrel), 2340 nucleotides. RefSeq names its product interleukin 4 induced 1 (gene Il4i1). Gene Ontology annotation, biological process: amino acid catabolic process. Lineage: Eukaryota; Metazoa; Chordata; Mammalia; Rodentia; Sciuridae. Gene Ontology annotation, molecular function: L-amino-acid oxidase activity. The record is from RefSeq and is a predicted model, not a curated record.
AUGACUGUGGCACAGGCGCUGGGCACCGAAGGCAGAAGAGGUUACACCAACAGCUGGGAGGAGGCUCUGUGGGCUGCUCAGCUGGGCAAAGACAGGCACCAAGGCAAAAGUGGAGUACCUGCACGCCCUGUUGGAGUGCCGCGAGCUGCUAAAGGGCGGGAAAGGCAGUUGAAGAGAGGCGCGAGCGGCUACUCACUCCAUGGCUGUGGAAAGGAGAGGCGGCGGCUGCCUCGAUUGAAGAAAGACGGUGGAAGCGGAGAGCGUUGGCGCGCCCUGCGCCUCCUCACCCUUGUGCCACUCCUCCUCAGUCUGGCAGCCUCCCUGGACUGGAAGGUGGCCUUCAGCCAGGACCCCUUUGAGAAAUGCAUGCACGAUCCUGACUACGAGCAGCUGCUCAAGGUGGUGACCUUGGGCCUCAAUCGGACCUUGAAGCCCCAGAAAGUGAUUGUAGUUGGUGCUGGCGUGGCUGGGCUGGUGGCYGCCAAGGUGCUCGGCAAUGCUGGACACAAGGUCACCAUCCUGGAGGCAGAUAAUAGAAUUGGGGGCCGCAUCCUUACCUUCCGGGACCGGAAGACAGGCUGGAUYGGGGAGCUGGGAGCUAUGCGCAUGCCCAACUCCCACAGGAUCCUUCAGGAGCUUUGCAAGAGCCUAGGACUCAAUCUGACAAAAUUUACCCAAUAUGAUGAGAACACAUGGACAGAAGUGAAUGACAUGAAGCUGCGGAACUACGYGGUAGAGAAGAUGCCCGAGAAGCUGGGUUACAACCUGCGCUCCAAGGAGAAGGGUCAUUCACCUGAAGAAAUCUACCAGAUGGCUCUCCACAAAGCCCUCAAAGAAGUCAUGGUGCUGGGCUGCAGAAAGGCAAUGAAGAGAUUUGACAGGCUCACGCUUCUGGAAUACCUCGUUUGGGAAAGCAACCUGAGCCAGUCUGCCGUGGAGCUUCUGGGAGACGUGAUGUCCAAGGACGGAUUUUUCCACCUCAGCUUCACUGAGGCCUUGCGGGCGCACAGCUGUCUCAGCGAUCGGCUCCGGUACAGCCGCAUCGUGGGCGGCUGGGACCUGCUGCCGCUUGCGCUAUUGAGCUCGCUGUCCGGGCCAGUGCUGCUGAACGCUCCGGUCAUAGCGAUAACUCAGAGCAUGCAAGAAGUGCGCGUGCACAUUGCGACCUCGCACACGUCGCGGAAUCCGAAGGCACUGACAGCAGAUGUAGUGCUACUGACCGCAAGCGGGCCCGCGCUGCAGCGUAUCGCCUUCUCACCGCCGCUGUCGCGCAAGCGACAGGAGGCGCUGCGCCAACUACACUAUGUGCCGGCCACCAAAGUGUUCCUAAACUUCCGUCGGGCCUUCUGGCGUGACGAGCGUAUUGAAGGCGGCCAUUCGAACACCGAUCGCCCAUCGCGUCAGAUAUUCUACCCGGCACCAGAUGAGGGCGCGCUGCUGCUGGCCUCCUACACGUGGGCAGACUCUGCGGCUGUGUUCUCUGGCCUUAGCCCGAAUGAUGCGAUGCGCUUGGCACUCAACGAUUUGGCGACGCUGCACGGGCCGCUUGUGUACCGGCUCUGGGACGGCAGCGGUGUCGUUAAGCGCUGGGAGGAUGACCCACAUAGCCAGGGUGGCUUCGUGGUGCAGCCRCCGUUUCUCUGGCAAACUGACCAGGACAAUGGGCAGGACUUCGACUGGGUGGUCCCCUACGGCCGCAUCUACUUCGCCGGGGAGCACACUGCCCACCCACAUGGCUGGGUGGAGACAGCCGUCAAGUCGGCUCUGCGGGUUGCCAUAAAAAUCAACACCCGGGAAUGGCCUGGGCCUGUGGAUAAGGGCAAAGAAGGGCGUGUGGAGAUGCAUGUAGUAAGGGUCCAUGAGGGGCACGUGGAGGGGCACGUGGACCACGAGCACCACGUGGACCACGAGCACCACGUGGACCASGAGCACCACGUGGACCAGGAGCACCACGUGGACCASGAGCACCACGUGGACCACGAGCACCACGUGGACCACGAGCACCACGUGGACCACGAGCACCACGUGGACCAGCAGCAGCCACAGCCGCCACAGCAGCAGCCACAGCCGCCACAGCAGCAGCCGCAGCCACCACCACGGCCGCAGCCACAGCCGCAGCCGCAGCCACAGUCGCAGCCGCAGCGCGUGGACCAGCAGGAGCCUCCAGAGCUGCACGUGGUCCAUGAGACACACGUGGAUGUGGUCCACGAGAGGCAGGGAGAUGUCCAGGAGGAAGCCAGCUAUCCCCCGUGCAGAGAGGGAAAAGGAGAACCCACCCAUGGUGCWGCCCAUCAGCUCCCAUCUGUCCAGCACACCGACCACCUUAGCGGCUUGAAUUAA